AAUUUAAUGAUAAUAUUCUAGAUAGGAACAUUAUGGCACAAAGCCUUGAAGACAUGGGUAUAGCUGGUCAUUCUUUUUUACAAGAAGCAUUGACCAAUACAACUGAUCCUCUGGGUGCUAUAGAGGAAUUUCAGCAAGAGAACAGCAUUUUGUUGCCUUCACUUCAGCCAGCUUUGCCUUUAUUAGAUCUUCAUGGUCUGAAACGACUUGAUUUCCAUAAAUCAGUAUUUGAAGAACUUCGAGAAAAGUUGCAAUCGAGAAUUGAGGAAAUUUCUAAAUCAGGAGAUGAAGAUUCUCAUGAAAAAUUAGAGGCAAUACUAGAUAAAAGCUUUCCUCUUAUUAAAAUCAAGUCUCUCCAGCCAGUGACGAUGUGCUUGUUUAAGCAUUUACCGGAGGUACCAGAAAAAUAUUUGAAAGCUUUGAUAAAGGACAAGGAGUUGUAUAAAUCAAGUCCAAUUGAAGUUAAAAGACAAAUUUGGCAAAAUAAUCAAGCUAUGUUUGGAGAUGAAGUAUUGCCGCUUUUAAAUCAGUAUAUUAAGGAUAAAGAUACAAUCAUAUUUUCUACGGAGGGUGGCAUGAACAAUUUUUUUUCAUCUUUACCGAAACAGAGACGACAGGGAACUGUCGUCAAACAAUUGGCUAAUAUGAUUGGGAAAAAUGUCAGACUCUAUGAUAUGGUACUUCAGUUUCUGAGAACUUUGUUUAUGAAGACGAAAAAUGUUCAUUACUGCUCAUUGAGAGCAGAGAUUCUGAUGGCUCUCCAUGAUCUUGAGAUUUCAGAUAUAUGUUCUGUUGAUCCAUGUUAUAAAUUUACUUGGUGUCUUGAUGCAUGCAUUCGAGAAAAAUAUGUUGAUGUCAAAAGAGCGAGAGAACUACAAGGUUUUUUGGACAGUGUGCGCAGGGGACAUGAGCAGGUCUUGGGCGAUCUAUCUAUGAUAUUGUUUGAUCCAUUUGCUGUGAAUACGAUGUUAUGGAGUAUUAUGAAGGUGUUGCAAGAUCUAACAACUCAUGAAACAUUACCUCGGGACAGCGCAGAGUUAGUUUUGUUGAUACGGAUGCUCGCUCUUGGACAAUCUGCCUGGGAAAUAAUCAAUAAACAGGUGUUCAAAGAACCGAGAAUUGACUUGGAUGUUGUAACACGUUUCAUGCCUGCAUUACUCUCUAUUGGUGUUUGCAACACGAUCUCUAAUAUUGUGAAAAAGACUGACGACUUCAAAAAAUCUGGAAUGCAACACAAUGAACAACAACAAGACUCAAGCACAUCGGAAACUGAAGAUAAAAAGAAUUUCGAUGAUUCUACAUCUGUGCAAGUUCUAAUCACAUUUCUGCAACAGGAGCCUCUUUCUUGCCAGAUCUGCAUGUGGUAUAUACUGUACUUAGUGAAAUAUAGAAGGAAAACACUGCUAUUAAAAAUUCUAUCCAUUUUAGGCAAACACCAUAAAGAAAGCAGCACAGACCCAAUCUUUCUUCAUGCAUUAGUUGCCCAGUUAUCAGUUGCGCCAGGACCUGUUGCAUUAGAAGACAUUCUCAGUGAUGAAGACUUUUGCCAAACUUUGUUCAAGUUUAUGUUGCCUGGUCGACAACACAAGGAAGUGUCACAGAAACAAACCCUUCGUUUGCUCCUGUCAACUUAUCACAGAAUUCCAGCAUCUCGAUCAAAACCACUGAUUGCAAAGUUAGAAUCAAAAGGAAAAAAGCAUUCUGAAGUUGUUGCAGAUCUGCUUUCGAAAGUUAACAAGAAAAUAUCUGAUCUCGAGUCUGUAGCGGCAGAGAAGAAAGCUCUCCCGAAGGAAGAUCCUUCACUUUUGGGAGUCCCCACUCCAGCGCCAAUAUGAAUGGGAUGCUUGUGAAUGUUGAGUAUGAUGACCUUUCCUCACGAAGAAGCUGGAGGGUAAAAAAAGAACCAGGAACGCAGUUGACUCCGGGCUUUCUUUACUGCCAAGCUGUUGCAUUAUUAAAAAACACUCCUAGUAAUUAGUGUUAGAAUGAAUGCAAUUCAGUGCAGAAGGACUGACUCGAGAAACAUCCCUUGCAACUGUGCUGUUGUUGUUUGCUUCAUUUUCGCUGUUCAUUUUUAUUAAAAAUGUGAUAAAUACAUGUUCAUGCCGAGUUUUGAAAAUUA
Messenger RNA from Styela clava, 2122 nucleotides. Its product is annotated as negative elongation factor B-like. Gene Ontology annotation, biological process: negative regulation of transcription elongation by RNA polymerase II. The record is from RefSeq and is a predicted model, not a curated record. NCBI's taxonomy places the organism in Eukaryota, Metazoa, Chordata, Ascidiacea, Stolidobranchia, Styelidae. Gene Ontology annotation, cellular component: NELF complex; nucleus.